AUGGCGCUCAUCAGCGCAGGGAACGACGCGGCGCUGGAGUUCAAGAGCUGGCGGCGCUGGAUCGGCGCAAAGUUUGCUGUGGAGGCGAGCACAGGCCUGGCGAAGGAGGCUCUGGGCCCUCUAGUGCUGACUCUGCUCGACGAUGAGGCCGAGAGAGCAUGCGAGCACCUGGAGCUCGCGGACAUCGAGAGGGAAGGAGGCGCCGAUCUGAUCUUCCAGGCCUUGGAGGAACGUUUCCCCGACAAGGAGGCCAGUGACAGGAUCGGCGACGCGCUGGAGAAUGUCUUCGGGCUGGCCAUCGAGCGAGGCGAGACGUCUUCGGCAUACACGGGAAGAGCGAGGACGAUCUUCGCCAGAGCAAGGAAGGAGGGAAUGGAGCUCCCCCUGGUGGCCCAGGGCUUCCUGCUCCUGAAGGGGGCCCGGCUUGGCAUGGAGCGGGGAGCGGUCGUGCUGGCAGCCAGUCAGCGCCAGUGGGUUUUUUCUGAGAUGUCGGCCGCCAUCCGGACGGCCUACCCCAAGCAGAUGCCGACGUCCCAGGUCCACGAGGUGAACGCCUGGGAGGACAGGUCUACCAUCGCGCCCGCGGCAUCCGCUGCGGAGACUACAUCGAUGGUCGAAGAUGAUGAGUUGGAGGCCGAGAUCAACGAGCUGCUUGGGGAAGAAGAAGAUCCCUUGGAAGAGGAGGACGCGAUCGACGUGUUGGCUACGUGGAAGGAAACGAGGACGGCCAUGAAUAAGGAAAAGUUACAACGAGGACUACCCGGACGCGAUGCAGCGGGUCUCAAGCGAUUGAAGGACAAGGUCCGCUGCUUCCUGUGCAAGGAAAUUGGCCAUUUUAGCCGGGAAUGUCCAAAGCGACAUCGACUACAGCAGGGUGGCCAGAAGCGUUUCAUGCAGAGACCUUUCAACCAGGGACAACGAGCAGCACGACAGGAAGCAGUGAUCCAGGUGAUGGUGACCCAGCCUACGACGGCAAAUGAAGAUGAUGAAGGUGCGUGGUCUGAGAUAGACGCGCCGCUUGCCUCAUGGUCGAAAGACAAACAGCCAAACCUCAUCACCAAGUUGACGAACGAGGAGAAGUUCAGACGACUGGCACACGAGAGACGAGAGACGGAGCAGGAUACAGAUGCGGACGAGAUCGACGAGGCUGACGAAGAUGAGGACACCAUCGAAGUGUGUGCGUGUCAUGCUCCAGGCUGUGGUGCUCUUGACUCUGGAUGUGGUAUGGCCCUGAUCGGUUCGGAGGCUCUCGAGGAAUAUGAGAAGGAAACGGGCCUGAAGCCGGAGUGGGAGGAGGAGGCGCCGAGCGUCAGGUUCAAGAGCUACGACGGGAAGCUCAGGAGAUGUCAGAGGGCGUGCUGGAUUCAGUGGCACGUCCCCGCGGCCAAGAAGCGAGUGAGGAUCCUGGUCUACGUGAUCGAGGGCAAGGCCGGACUCCUGAUCAGCAAGCAAGUGAUGAAGAUCCUCCAGGCGGAAGGCAGUGGACAUUAUGAGGUGGACUUGCUCGGGCGCGAGUAUGAGGACAACCCGGAGCCGGACAUCAGCUUCCAGGUCCUCGCCGUGAAGAACCAGGUGCCCGGGGUGAUGGAGGUCUUCUCGCCCCCGCGGGUGUGCCCGCCGCACGCGCCCGACUACGGGAUGCGCGACCUCGGGUCGUUCGACAAGGUCUCGGGCUGGGAUGCUCGCCAGCCCCAGGACUUGCAGGAGCUGUGGGAUAGGGAGCAUACACCGAAGGGCCAUCACCCGGACCAGCUGUACGAACUUGUGAACGGCUACGGCGGUGUGGAUCAGCCGCAGCGGUGGUUCUCGACUUUCAAGCGAUAUGUUGAGGAGAUCGGCUUCGUGGUGAAACGAUGUACCGAGAAUGAAAGCAAGGCGCUGCCAAAGGAGAAGUCUGCGCUGAUCUCGAUGAACCAGGCUGGCAAUUGGCUGGCAGGUCAGACUAGGCCGGAUUUGUCUUGCCAGGUGAGCAAGAACCAGCAGCUGUUGCCGAAUCCGACGGUGAAGGAGAUAAAAGAUGCUAACAUGCUCGUACGUCGUGCUCGCCAACACAAGGAUCUCACGAUACGAUAUUUUGCGAUCCCACUCGAGGACCUCAGGACGGCACGGGGCCUCCUCCAGAGCCUCACGGAUGCGGAGACCAGCUACCCGAGAAUGAUCAGUUGCGUGGCAGCCGAGCGUAAGAUGGCAGUGAAAGUGCCAGCUGGAGUUCUCGACACAGGCUUGAAGUCAAGUCGGAACAUGAGAGUGACCCUGAUAUACCGCAACAGCACGAAUUACGUCCAGGUGUUGACCGGAGCAGCUAUCGAGGACUCGAUGAUCCGUCAGAUGAGUGAGCUGGAGAGGAACUAUUUCGAGACGACCGUCCAUAACCCGUCCUGCAAAAUGGAGAUGCCGACUGGAAGCGAACACCUGACAAAGAUAUUGCGCUUUCCCCCGUAUGAGGACAGGGGCAAGGGCACGGAGGCGGGCAGUUCGACCAAGCAGGAGGAGUCGAGGGAGGAUGCGGAGUUCAUCAAGAUCGAGCUGCCAGAUUUUCCCAAGAAGGACUUGGCAUACCAGGAGGCGCUAUCAACUACGGCGUUGUCAGUCAUCGAGCAGAUGUCCAACUAUCCCGAUCAGCGCGAUGCACUGCUGCGGGUGAUGAAGAACAACUUCGGCCUCGAGAUGACGGCCUUGGAGGCGGAGCGCCAGGACUCCUACGACCGUGAGCAAAAGGUGCCCGCUAGGCUCCAGGGGAAGAUCGGUCAGGAGAACUACGAGAGGGAGGGCAUGGCGCUGCAGUCGCUCGCGGGCGUCGACAAGGAUGCCGUCUGCGGGGACGGGACGCCCGCGGGCUACUACUGGGAGGACCACGGGCGCGCAGAGCCGAGCCUCUGCUCUCGGUGGUGUACCUGGACGGCGGCCACUGGUGUUACAGCGGCCAAACUUGCCUCUCGCGGUGCAGCCGCCCGGGCGACCACAAGUGCAGUUCCCGCGAGUGGCCCGCGACGAAGCAGCGCGGCAACGCCUCGAACUGCGAGGUUGGCCAGGCGUGCGGGAUCUUCGCCCCGGCCCACAGCGCCGACUUGGAGGGCGCCAACAAGGUUUUCGUGCCCCACUGUUCCUCCGACGCCUUCCUGGGCGACGCUCUCGCCUUCGGCCUGA
This is a messenger RNA of Prorocentrum cordatum, 3147 nucleotides long. NCBI's taxonomy places the organism in Eukaryota, Dinophyceae, Prorocentrales, Prorocentraceae. The record is from the annotation of a GenBank genome assembly.